Messenger RNA from Diabrotica virgifera virgifera (western corn rootworm), 3837 nucleotides. RefSeq names its product cyclic AMP-dependent transcription factor ATF-7 (gene Atf-2). Lineage: Eukaryota; Metazoa; Arthropoda; Insecta; Coleoptera; Chrysomelidae. Gene Ontology annotation, molecular function: DNA-binding transcription factor activity, RNA polymerase II-specific; cAMP response element binding. Gene Ontology annotation, biological process: regulation of transcription by RNA polymerase II. Bases 264 to 1352 code for a protein of 362 amino acids. The transcript has 3 exons. The record is from RefSeq and is a predicted model, not a curated record.
AAGCUAUUUAUUUUGACAUAUUUGACAUUUAAGUGAUGACAAAAAAUGGGUUAUUUGUUAUGAUUUAAUUUAAGUAACCAUUUUUUUUAAAUUUGCUAAUUUUUGAUGAUAACUUUUUUAACUAGAGUUGUCUCACCAGAGGCAAAUGAGGGAUUACUACUAAAGCCUUCGUCUCUCACGCUAGUGUAUUUAAAUACGUAACCAGAAUUUAGUAUGAUAAUAAAAGGAGUUUCAAUUUGUUACUAAACAUCUUAAGUGCUAACAUGUUGGUCCAAAAAUCAUCAAUUGAUCAAGAAAAGCCCUUUGCCUGUGAUGUUAAAGGUUGUGAAAUGACUUUUACUAACAAAGAUCACUUAGAUUGGCAUCAAAAAAAGCAUGCAAUGAUGUUAAAUUUGGGAUUAGUGAACAAAAAUACUAUUAAUGAAGUAGCAGACCAAACGCCCACUCCAACUAGGUUUAUAAGAAAUUGUGAAGAAGUGGGAUUAUUUCAAGAUCUACAAAAUGUUAAUCCAUUUGAUGAGCUUUUCAAAAGAGCAAUCGAUUCUGUUAAAAAUGGUACUGCGUUGGAAGUGCAGGAACAUAAUUCUAAUGAAUCUUUACAUACCCCACACAUAUUACCUCAUAUUACAGACAACCAACGAAAAAUAUCAGAAGCCGCUCCAAAAAAUGAAAGUGACUGUGAAUCAUUCAUGUUUCAUACUGUGAAUGAAGAUACUUCAUCUAGUUCGCCAAAUAUUGUUGUGGAUAAUGCUCAUGAAGAUUUAAAAGAAAAAAUUAGGAAAACAAUUCGAAAUAAUAUAAAAAAGGAAAAAUCAGUGGAGGAAGAAAAUAAGUUUGUGACAGUUGUGCCUUUGAAAUCUUUGUCAAGUAAAGAUAUGAUUCAAAAAGAAAAGAAAGCUGCAAAUAACAAGUUAGAAAAAAUUAGGGAGAUGAAUAAAGCUGCUCAAAAUAGGUGUCGUAAGAGAAAACGUCAACUUUGGAAGGAAAAGGAAGAAGAACUUAUACGUUUAAGGGAAGAAAAUGCUGUUUUAAAGCAAGAAUUGAAACUGCUUAAAUUACAGCACAGCAAAUGCCCCAAUCAAGGUGGUAUGCUGGCAUCAAUAAUUACAACAGAGUGUUCACAAGCAACAACAACUCCAACAUUAACUACUACAACAGCAGCAACAACAACAACAAAUGGACCACAAUCAGCUAUUCUCGUUCAGUUUGUUCAUAAUGGUCAAUUAUCUUUUGUACCAUCAGACUCUAUAUCACAACCAAUUUUAAGUCCAGUUAUACUUACAAACACUUCUGUGAUAAAAAAAGAUUCAAAGAAUCCUUUAAGAAAAAUUGUCCCCAAAAAAAUGUCUUGAUUAUACAUUGUAUUGUACAGAAAUGUUUCUGAAGAACAUAGAGUUUUUUUGUAAUAUACAGUAUUAGUGUGACCAACUAGCCCGAAAAAUCCGGGACAUGGCCCGAAUUACGAAGUCGUGUCCCGGACAAGGCUUCCGGGUCAUCCGAAUUUUCAACGGUUUAGUAAAAUUCUAUUUUCAAAUUUUGAACACGUUAUUCUUUUAAGAAUUCACAUCAAACUGAAUUGGUGGGACGAAAAAAAGUCGACAAUUUCUAAUAGUCGACCUAAACUAUCUGUCUAGUGUAAAGUGUAAAACUAAUACCACAUCAAAAACGCAUGCAUUUUAUUUCGUGGUAUUCUACAAAAUCUCUGGGGUUUUUCCGUUUCUGUAUUUUAAUUAUCGUCUUCUGAAAAGACGAUUUAAAAACAUGACAAUGUAAUUAUGAUAAUUAUAUUUUUAUAUUAACCUAAGGUUCUAUUUACAUUGAAGUCCAACAUCAGUUGAUUUUCAAAUUUUUCCUUCUUUGAGAACGAUUUCCGGAUUUGAAUCCGAAACGUCAAAAACUAACAAAAGUGUGAUUAUCAUUACAACCCAUCUCAUAAAAAAAAUUUUCAACAUAAAAAUGAUAAAUAAUCAAUAAAAUGAUUAAAGUUCUAUAUUUAAAAAAAAAAUGGCCCGAUUUUCAUGGAAUGUCCCGCAUUUUAGGUCUUUUUUUAGCCUUGUCCCGAAUUAGACUGAAUUGGAGUUGGUCACACUAAGUAUGGUGCAAAUGAAAGGAAUAAAUUCGUUAUCUCGUAAACCGGCGACUUUAAGGAAAAAUCCCGAAACAAGUCGAUUUUUAUUUUUAAAUUAUGAUAUUUUGGCUUAUAUCUGAUACUAGUGACGUCAUCCAUCUGGACGUGAUGACAUAAUCGAUUUUUUUAAAUGGGAAUAGGGGUCGUGUUUUAGCUCACUUAAAAGGUCAUUUAAUUCUCUGUUCAGUAAUAUAAGCAUUUGCAUAAUUGUUUGUACAGGGUGUACAAAAAAAAUUUUAAUUAAAUUAUUAGACAAAAAAAAACAAGAAGAAUGUGUAAUUUAUUUAACUCAAAAUACAUUUCACUGUUGCCCGAAAACAGAAGAAAAUGUUUAUUUCAGAAAUAUUAUUUUUCAAUUAAAUUCAAUGUUCAAGCCAGCUCCCGUCAGCCUCUUAAAAGUUUGAACAUUUAAUUUAAACGAAAAGCAAUGUUUAUUUGUAAUAUAAAUAUUUUUGUCUGAUUUCUGACAGCAGUAAAAUGUAUUCUGAAUUAAAUAAAUUAAAUACAUUCUUCUUUUUUAUCAAAUAAUUUAAUUUAAAAAAAAAUGUUUUUGGACAUGCUUUAUAAAUAAUUAUAUAAAUGUUUAUAUUACCAAAUAGAGAAUUGAAUAACCUUUCAAAUGAGCUAGCACACGACCCCUAUUCUCAUUUAAAAAAUCAUCGAUUACGUCAUCACGCCUAGAUGGAUUACGUCACUAGUAUGACAUAUAUGCCAAAGUAUCAUAUUUUAAAAAUAAAAAAUCGACCUGUUUCGGGAGUCUUUCCUUAAAGUCGCCGGUUUACGAAAUAACGAAUUUAUUCCUUUCAUUUUCACCAUACUGUAUAUUAUCUCUAUAAUCUCGCUUCUAGAUUUUUGUAGCAUGUUUAAAUGUUUCUGUUUGAUGUAAAUAAAAAGAGAAGAGAGGUUUUAAAUUAUACUCUUGUAUGCCGCUUCGCCAAAUUACACGAUAAUAUGAAAUAUUUACUUCCCUAAAUUAUUGAAAUAUUUACAUUGAAGAGUAGAGUUGAUUUUAUUGUCGAAUUUCUUGUUUUAAGUAAAAAAAACAUGAAAAUUUGUUAUUUUACUUUUUUACCCUUAAUAUAACUAAAAUGAGGGAAUUCUUCAAUUUGAAACCCUAGAGUGGUUGUUAUUUAGUCAGAAAUCAACAAAAAAGCAGCUGCCGUAUUCACUUUCUAUUUUCAAUGUGCAUUUUAGCCAUUUUUAUCAUGCAAGCAGUACAAAUCUAGAUUACCCUAUUUGCUGUUUUUAAUUGUCUUAAAUUUUUAUUUAUGCCUAUUAAAAACAAUUGGUUCCUAUUAAUUUAAAAAUAUUUAAUGUUAAUUAGAAACAUUCGGGCAUGCAAUGUUGCGUAUAUCAACGAUUUUACAUAUGAGUAUUAAGCAUUGUAGCAUCUUACCAACAGUAUCUCUAAUGUAACACUAAUGACAAGGUUUCUCCAAUGCAUAUUUUGCCCGCUCGGGAACAAUAUACAGUUUGAAAUAAACAACUCAUGUAUAUAUUUUACAAUUUAUAACUAUUUAUACAUUAUAUUUAUUAUAGAUGUGUGGUUGAUAUGUAUUUAUUAUUAGGUAUGUACAUUAACUUUAAAAAAAGAGGACUGAUCGGGAAAAUAAUAUUUGUAAAAGGUAUUGUUGUUUUGUUAAUAUUUUAUUUAAUUUUGUUUUAUAACUUAACAUUAAAUAAAAUGACAUUGAUUUAUCAAAUAUAAA